CCUGCUCUCUUUCCAGCUCGGUUGGGGUCGCGUUAAAAUUUCUUUGCCCAUAUUAAUACUUGUAAUAAUAUCACGCUCGUUCAUUAUUAUUGCCAUAUUAAUUCUUCCACCCUUGGUCAUCCAUGUAACAUUAGCCCGGGAUCUCGCUAACAGAGGAAUAUCCCGCGAUCUACGGCUUCUCCGAGGCCAACGACCUCUUGUUAGGGUGCACAAGCCAAACACGGACUUAAUGCUAUAAUCUCUACUGUUUAUUUGUUCCAUUAGAAUCGCUGUCAGUGAUCAGGGUCAUAUCAUAUAAUCCAGCAGGCAUGACAGGUUCAGCCGCUGGUGAGGCAAUUUUGCCAACCCGCAUCAACUGCUUCCGUCUGGUGUUCGACCAGAAGGUGGUUACGCAGGAAAUCGCGAGCUACCCCUACGAUGGCUCCGGCACCGAGGAAGACCCGUACGUGGUCAUCUGGAUCCCCAACGAUCCUCGCAACCCGAUGAACUUUGGCACUGUGCGGAAAUGGUCGUACACGUUCCUAGUCUCGUUUAUUACGCUCACUACCGCUUUGGUCUCGUCCGCCUACUCGGGCGGCAUGGCCCAGAUCGUCGAGGAUUUCGGCUGCGAGCAAGAAGUCGCCAUCCUGGGUAUUUCCCUGUUCGUGUUGGGGUUUGCCUUCGGUCCCCUAAUUUGGGCCCCAAUGAGUGAAACCUUUGGUCGUCGGCAUAUCUUCACCAUCACGUAUUUCCUCAUGACGGCGUUCAAUGCGGGCGCGGCGGGCGCCCAGAACAUUCAGACCCUCAUCAUCCUCCGCUUCCUGGCGGGCUUCUCUGGCUCGUCGGCCUUUGGCAAUGGUGGCGGGAGUAUCAGUGAUCUCUUCCCUGCAGCUCAACGAGGCAUUGCCAUCAGUUUGUUUGCUGCGGCGCCGCUGUGUGGUCCGACUGUUGGACCGGUCAUCGGCGGAUUCCUGGGCAGCGGUGCGGGAUGGCGCUGGGUUGAAGGCUUUAUGGCUGCGUUUUCUGGCGUCGUGUGGCUUGCGGUCACCUUCUUUCUACCCGAGACAUAUGCCCCUGUUCUUCUGCGUCGAAGGGCCGCCAAAUUGUGUGAGCUGAAUGGCGGAGUUUAUCGCAGCAAGCUUGAUAUCGAGCGCGGCAGGGUCCCGUUGACCAAGACGCUCUCCACAGCUCUCUCACGGCCCUGGCAGCUCCUGUUUCGAGAGCCGAUCGUCCUCUUGUUCUGUAUCUACAUGGCUAUUAUAUACGGCACACUGUAUAUGCUGUUCGCCGCCUUCCCGAUCGUUUACCAGCAGGGCCGCGGCUGGAGCGAGGGUGUAGGCGGCUUGGCUUUCAUGGGCGUUUUGGUAGGAAUGGUCCUCGCCGUUCUCUACACCAUUCCUGACAAUCUGCACUACGCCAAACUGUGCCGACAAACCACAGGGCGUCUGGCUCCGGAGGUUCGACUUCCACCCAGUAUCGUCGGGGGCAUCGCUCUCCCGAUCGGACUAUUUUGGUUCGCCUGGACCAACUCACCCUCCAUCCACUGGAUGGCCUCGGUCGCCGCCGGUGUCCCCUUCGGAUUUGGAGAGGUUCUCGUCUUCCUCAGCGUCUUCAACUACUUGAUCGACUCGUAUACUAUCUUUGCGGCCUCUGUGUUGGCCGCCAACUCUUCCCUGCGGUCUCUCUUCGGCAUGGCCUUCCCUCUUUUCACUACCUACAUGUAUGAGAACCUCGGCAUUCACUGGGCCUCGUCGAUCCCUGCAUUCCUUGCUCUCGCUUGCGCGCCUUUCCCGCUUCUAUUCUAUUGGUAUGGGGCGGGGAUCCGCAAGAAGUGCGUUUACGCCGCCGAGUCUGAAGCAUUCAUGAAUCGUCUCGCUGAGAUGCAGAACAAGCCGGUGCGUGCGGCGCAGCCUGCCGAGGAGAAGGUUACAACGGGCCCUGGAGAGCAGGCCGGUCAGGAAGAGAGUGACGAUAGCAGCGAUAGUGAUAUGGAUAGUCUCUCGACGAUCGAGUCGGAAGGUGUCAUUGGUCGACGGGCGUCUCGCGCAUCUCGAGCGAGUAGACAGUCGGCUCGUUCGGGGCGGUCUUUGGCUCGAACGGCUACGCAGUAUGAAGAGAAUCCGUAUGAUAUUGACCGGGUAAAUACGCGGAACUCGGCGAUCAGUGGACGCAGAAAGAAAUAGAUAAGAUUUCUGCAAGGCAUGAUUGAUAGGAUCAAGGUGGAACGACAGAAAAGUACUGUAUAGAGGUGAACCAAUCACCGGCAUUGCAUAUAGCG
Aspergillus melleus is the source of this 2257-nucleotide messenger RNA. RefSeq names its product MFS transporter. Gene Ontology annotation, biological process: xenobiotic detoxification by transmembrane export across the plasma membrane. Bases 309 to 2162 code for a protein of 617 amino acids. Lineage: Eukaryota; Fungi; Ascomycota; Eurotiomycetes; Eurotiales; Aspergillaceae. The record is from RefSeq and is a predicted model, not a curated record. Gene Ontology annotation, molecular function: fluconazole transmembrane transporter activity. The transcript is spliced from 2 exons.